AUGCAGAUUACCGAAGACGCCAAGCGGCAUUGGGAUGAGACGCUCGCUGCCCUCCACAAAAUACCAGCGAGCGAUCAGCUACGCAACGUCUUCCGGCCCGUUCGGGAUCGCACCUGGGACGAGGCCACCUUCAUCGAACACCUGACGUCGGUGGCUUAUAUGACAGGACCAGGAAGACGCGAUUACUACGACGACCCAUUGUUAGGCCUGCACCAUAUGAACUCCUUCACAGACCUGUUCAACGAGAAAUACCCCCAACACCGCAUCUCCCAGUGUGGAGUAGGAUUCGGGUUGUGUCCCCGCGACUGGACGAACGAGUUGGACGGGGAAAGCCAGCGUUGGGUGAUUACCUACCGUGGGGACCGUCUCUUCUCCGAGGGCCUGGUCACUCUACUCUGUGGCCCUACUACAUUGGACUGCGGCAUGGACAGUCAGCUGAAGCUUUGGGUUGCGUUGCUUCUCACUGUUGGAGACGAUGUCUUGCAAGAAGUAAUGCCUUUCGAAGCUGGUCAAUUCAUUCUGACCCAACAAUGGCAUUUGCCCUUGGAUGAGGCUGGCGUCCAUGGGAGCUUGCUCCACCCCUUUUACGAUCUGGUGUCAGCGGAUUGCCUAUCGCCGACAGCGCGUAUUCAUACGAGAACCUUCUACAACCAUCGAACCUACCUCGUCAAACAUCCCGCGGGGAUGGGCCGCUUACAAAAUGUCACCCAAAUCGAUGGAAAGUACUGCGUUUUUGACCCACCCGACAGCCAGAACUUGCUUUCCCCUUCCCAACUGGAACAGAAGCUCAUGCACCAGUACAAUGCGCCUCAGACUGCAGCUGACCUGGAAACGUUAUACAUAUGGGAUGCGCUUCCAGACAGACAGCAUGCACACUUCCGCAAGUUUACGCUGGGAUACUGCUCUGCGGCAGGGAAAAGAAUAGCAAACUUUGCAUUUGACGCGGCAAGCUGGGAGAAUACCAAGGCCCAGAGAGACGAAGACGCCGAAGGACUGCACCUCGUGUUCAAUGUGGAACGACUUUUGACUUGCAUCCGGGAGACGAUGCAAGCAUACCGUAUGGGGAACCGAAACGAAGACUUUUGGUCUAGGGCGAGGAGACUGAAGGAGGAAUCAUCUCUGUCGUAA
Messenger RNA from Colletotrichum orchidophilum, 1128 nucleotides. RefSeq lists its product as uncharacterized. Bases 1 to 1128 code for a protein of 375 amino acids. The transcript has a single exon. Lineage: Eukaryota; Fungi; Ascomycota; Sordariomycetes; Glomerellales; Glomerellaceae. The record is from RefSeq and is a predicted model, not a curated record.